AUGGCUUCACCUACAUCUGAAACACACUGCUUGACGGGGCUCCCCGUUGAGAUUCUCCUCGACAUCUACCACCAGCUCGAUCUGGAUGGUAUCUUCAACUUUGCUGCCGCACACAGGACGUUCUUCAACCUAUUUACGGAAGGAAAAGCAUCAAUAUUACUUCCGGUUCUGUCUCGAGACUUUAGUCCGCUCGAUGAGCUUUUGCAAGUUUACACUGCCUCCGAGAGUGACUUGGAGUCACCGGGAGGGCUGUAUGCACCCCGCAGGAUUGUCUUUCAGCGUCAUGCUGGGGAUAUUGGAACUGUGCUUGCUCCACGAUCGGAAAACUGGCCUAUGGAAGCUGCAAAAUCUCGGGUGGGCUUUACACCUAUUGUCAAACUACGAAAGCCCAACACGUCUCUCAACCCAGGUCUUAAGACGGUUAUUUUGACCGAACGUGACUUUGGACCUCUCCUCAAAUACUGCCAACUUGUGCACAGAUGGGAGGAACGGUUUCCCCAGAUGAGAUGGUUCCACGAGUCGGAAAAUUGCAGACUCCUCCGACCCCAUGAAGCAGAGAGAUUCCGCAGAGCCUUUUACAGGUGGUGGCUAUACGGCUUCUACUUCCACGGCGAGCUGCCAAGACCGAGGGUCGGGCUUCCAGAACCGUAUGUGGACGACAUUCGGACGAGCCAAAUGCGAUGCCACUCUACGAGCGAGCUGUUGGAGCUGAUGGACUUGGUUGAGACGAUGAAAGAUGUAGUUUUGCACUACCUCUGUCCUCGUCUCGACCCUUAUCAGCAAGAUGACACUUGGGGUCUACCACUUAUUGACACCGUUGAUCGUCCUCAGUCGUUGAUGACGGGUUGGAAUGACCAAAGCCGCUGGGGUCGUAUUGUCAAGACGUAUGCAAAGCUGGGCCCCAAGGAGCUGAUGCAUCUGUUCGAAAAUAUCUACAGCUAUCCUCGCAAACGACUGAUCACCGAGGCGAGCCUGCACCACCCCAACUUUACCUUGGACCAGGAAUCUAUCCAGAUUGCCAUUCGAUGUGCCUUGGACGAGCGACAAUGGCUGGACAGGAUGCCAAGUCUAGCAGAGGAUGGCAGCGGCGGAGUCAUAGACUUUGACGAUGAGCGCGACGGUGAACGUCUGACGUUUUGUGGUGAUGCUAGGCCGGAUGGAUCUCUGCCGCCAGGCGUCAGAUAUGUCCGGUCCUUUUCGCAGUAUUCGCCUCGAGGAGAUGACGGAUCGUACUUGGAAGAGCCUCAACACCAGAACUGGACGGACGGACGGUUUAUGGUGCCUUCGGUGCGCUGA
This is a messenger RNA of Ilyonectria robusta, 1296 nucleotides long. RefSeq lists its product as uncharacterized. The coding region runs from base 1 to 1296 and encodes 431 amino acids. The transcript has 2 exons. The record is from RefSeq and is a predicted model, not a curated record. NCBI's taxonomy places the organism in Eukaryota, Fungi, Ascomycota, Sordariomycetes, Hypocreales, Nectriaceae.